GUUAUCACCUUACAGGGAAAUAACCGAAUAUUAGGGAUGUCAUCAAGCAAGCCAUAGAAACGCUGAGCAACCAUGCUGUCGGUACACGCCCUCCUAUAUCUUCUUCUCUAGCCUUUGGCCGUUACAAUCUUGGAAACUUGAGGUAGUUGCGAAACGCUAAUGAAAGGUCAAAAUGUUGAUUUCAAAACAGUUCUCAGCUACGCUAUGUCGUCCUCCCAUAUGGCAUCAGGAAAUAUUACAGAAUCGAUCGACACUGACGAAGAUUUCAUCUCUACCUCAUCAGACAUAUCAGAAAUUCAAUCAAAUGAAGGAAAUACCUCAGCUACUAUAUUGAGAGAUUCGGCGGAUUUCUUGUCGAAAAUACGGUCACUUCACGAAUCAGACGUCCUUGUACUUCUAACUCCAAUUGUAGUGCCGAUCAGUCAAGACAUUACAGACACCAGUGAUCCCUUUGAGUGCUUGGGACGGGCUCUGGCCAGGAGACACGCCAAAGUCCGGCACAUCCCCUAUACACGAAGAAACGGCAUUACUUCAACGCAUCUGGGUUUCAUUAAAAGAAGCCAUGUCAUUAUACUUUGUUUCGUGGAUCAUCCGGAACAUCAAAAUCAGUUCGAAAUCGCAGAAGUCCUCUUUGCAGUCAGCGAUCACAAGCCUUGCCUCAUUAUGGUAUGCAGUGAUCAAGUAAAUAAGCAAGAUUCGAUUCCGUUCCCUACAGUCAUCUUAACGUCCGGAUACACGCCGGAAGAUAUGGAAGCCGCAGCUGCAGUAAUUUUUGGAGAGCGGGAACCCAGUCCUAACAUAGGGAUAACUAGUUCUACGUCCGGUAUGAUGGAGGCAGCUCGACCCAAGCUUUGGGCUGUUGACCAAUGGAAUGAAUCCAGAGAUGUACCAAGUGUUCUCAAGCUCUGGAGUGACAAUUUCGAUGUCCGGUUCUCCAUCGAUGUUGAGGCUUUCGUGUCCCUACUUCACCGCCCAGGUUAUGCAAAACAUUAUGUAGUGCGGGACCCAAGAACCAGCGAAGUUUUAGGUUUUUGCGCUACGUAUCUUUCAUACGUCGAUCAAGAAGGCGAAAGACUUAUCGCAUCACUAGCGAUCAUUGUGGUAGAAAAGACCUAUCGACGACAGGGAAUUGGUCUCAGUCUUCAUAAUCAUGCUAUUGGACAGUUUAGAGGCACACGAGGCGUUAUUCGUCUUCAUCUGGGGAGCAUCUUUCCAAGGCUGUUGUACGGGCCACCCCUUUCUUCAUCCCCAGAAUUGACUGCGAAUGACGAGUGGUUCCGCCGAAGAGGUUGGACACUCAACAAGGAGUUAAGAGGUCAGGGACAACGUGUGUAUGAUCUGAUUUUAGACUUUACCAAAUGGAAAUAUCAGCAAAAUCAACAGCAAGAGAGAUUUCAGUAUCGGCAGAGUGUACAAGAUGACAUGGUUGAGGUACUUCAUUUGGUCGAGGAAUCAUCUAUAAAACAAGGUAACAUGGGAUGGUUCGAUCAAUACUUUGCUCUAAUGAACGGGCCCAACGUAAAGGAUAUUAUCAUAUGUCUGGAGGGAGAUCAGAUCAUUGCAACAGCGCUCACGUACACCCCAUUUUGUGGCAGCUCCAUAUCUUCUAAUUUACCAUGGGCAGGGCGGAUUGGCCAUGAUGUUGGUGGAGUAACAUGCAUAUGUAUUUCUCCACAGAGAAAAGAGCCAAUAGGCCCAGAAUUGAUUGAUGCUUGUAUCAAGAAACUAUACCAGCAAGGUAUGAGGAGAAUGUUUUAUGACGGCGUAGCAAAUGAUGUGGACGAACUAAAACAACUAGGUUUUGAGGAGUGGGCAAAGUAUCGCGACGUUUGGAAGGACACUUAGGUAAACGGACUGGUCUACAAGGCAAGGGUAUUUAAACAUUGACUUCAUUCGUUCCUACCGAAAGUCCACUGAGGGUGCCAUAGAGACUCUCCUUCUGUAGUGACGAGGGUUUAACUUCUUUCACUCUCUCCCACCAAGCUAAAGAUAACAAGAAUAACAAGCAUAGCUCCGUCUUUGUAUUACGCAUGUUCCUCAAAAAUUCAUAUCCGACAUAUUGGGCAUGAAAAGGAUGACACUAGCAUGGACCUGCUGCAGAUUUGGAGCGUGUCAUACACAUGGAUGAUAGGAGAGAGCUUGCUUGCAUAAGCCACGGAACUAUUUACUUAAGCGAUCAAACCAGAAUUGUUACUUCGGUUGGGUUCAUACUACAGUGAGAAUGGGGAUAACACAAUGUGAACUUACAAUCCAUGGUCGUUCCAAAAUCGACGGCCAAAAAAUCUAGGUCACGUAGCACUGGUACUUGCAAUCUUUCGAUCUGAAAUUAGACUGCAUGAACGGAGGCAUCGAAACGUCGCACAAGAACUUAGAUCCUGUGUAACACGUUCGGAACGCCACGUCUACAUGAGGUCCCCACUAAAGCUGGUCGAGAAAGUGCUGUGGUAUAUCAAAUUAGCUAUCUAGGUGUGUGACCUGCCGAAAAAAGCUGUUUGCGAUACCACACCUAGAUGUACUUGAUAGCGAAAGUUAAUUGUCACACCAGCUCUAUCGCAUCUACUGCUGCCUGAUGGCUACGAUACCGUAACAAAGAGCGUUCUUCAUUUGGGCAGGUGCAUGAGAUGCGGCAUAGACUUUGUUGACCGACAUUCUACGAUCUUACCUUCUCUUCUGAAUCUUGAAUGUGGCGUA
This is a messenger RNA of Botrytis cinerea B05.10, 2691 nucleotides long. RefSeq lists its product as hypothetical. Bases 160 to 1845 code for a protein of 561 amino acids. The transcript has 7 exons. The record is from RefSeq and is a predicted model, not a curated record. Gene Ontology annotation, biological process: peptidoglycan turnover. Gene Ontology annotation, molecular function: acyltransferase activity, transferring groups other than amino-acyl groups. NCBI's taxonomy places the organism in Eukaryota, Fungi, Ascomycota, Leotiomycetes, Helotiales, Sclerotiniaceae.